GGGAGGGCAGGGCGCGCGGACCCCGCUCUCCGUCCGCAGACUCCGCGCCUGACCGAGCGCGCUGGGCACUCGCUGGCCGCCCGCGCACCGACGUAGCGGGGCGCCGCGGGAGCCCGUGCGGGGCGGCCGUCCGUCCAUGCGGCAGCGCUCGGGAAGCACGCGGGGCUGAAGCCGCGGCCGCUCCGGACCAGUCCAGUUGUUGAAAACCGCUUGAGCCUGCAGAGAACUGGGGACACCUCUGAGGAGCCCUUGCUAGGAUCCGCAGCAUCAUGGUUUUCCAUUUCAGAAGCUGUCUCAGGUCUUCUAUAUCCUAUGUUGGCCUUGAACUCUCUAAACCAAGGAUGACCUUUGAACUUCUGAUCUUCCCAAUUCCACCUCCAGAGGCUGGGAUUGUGUGUGUGCACCACCAUGUCUUGGUUAUGGAGUGGUGGGAGUCGAAUCCGUGACUGUGUGUGCACUGGGCAGUCCUCACACCAGCUGAGUGCCCUGGGCACCCUCCUGCUGCUUGGUUUUCAGCUUGUCUGCCCGCAGCCCUCCACCGAACACAGAAAGGUCCCGCAACGGAUGGCCGUGGCCGAGGGAACCCCGGAGGACAGCAGUGGCGGCUCCCCAGGCGUGUGGGGUUCCUGGGGUCCCUGGUCUGCCUGCUCGCGCAGCUGCAGCGGCGGUGUGAUGGAGCAGACCCGGCCCUGUCUGCCCAGCUCCUACCGUGCCGGAGGCGGCCCACGACCCAGUGGCCCUUCGCUGUCCAUCACUGGCCACGUUGUGUCAGCUGUGCGCACCUCAGUGCCACUGCUUCGAAGCCGCGAGGAGCAGCGCGCCCCAGCUGGCUCCGAUACCAGCCGCCCCGGCCCCAUAGUGGUUCGGGGCAGCCGACACCCACAGGCCCGGGGCCGUGAACCCUCUGUGAGAAGGGGCAGGACCCGAGGUCCCAUCGGCCCUGGCAAGUAUGGCUAUGGGAAGGCUCCCUACAUCUUACCACUGCAGACGGACACCACGCACACCCCACAGAGGCUUCGGAGACAGCGGCCGUCAUCCAGGCAUUCCAGGUCCCGGGAGGCACCCUCUUCUCGACAGGGCUACAGGCCCCCGAGCCGCCCAUUUUCCCACAGUGGCUCUCAGUCUGCACUGCCAGCUUCGGAGGCCUCUCGCUACCAGCUGCCUUUGACUCACGAUCAAAGCUACCCUGCAGCUUCCAGUCUCGUCCACAGCCCAGAAAUGAGCAGCGUCAAUGGUGCUAGGCCCCGUGGGGCGGCUCAGGCCUUUCCCCAUCGUCUUCGGUCUGCUGCGAUCUCAUGCAUUGGGGCCUAUCGGCAGUACAAACUGUGCAACACCAACGCGUGUCCAGAAAGCGGAAGAAGUAUCCGGGAGGUGCAGUGUGCAUCCUACAACAAUAAGCCAUUCAUGGGCCGGUUUUAUGAAUGGGAACCAUUUGCAGAAGUAAAGGGUAAUCGCAAGUGUGAGUUGAACUGCCAGGCAACCGGCUACCGCUUCUACGUGCGACAAGCCGAGAAGGUCAUCGACGGCACCCCCUGUGAUCAGAACGGCACGGCCAUCUGCGUGUCGGGACAGUGCAAGAGCAUUGGCUGUGACGACUUCCUGGGAUCCGACAAAGUUGUGGACAAGUGUGGGGUGUGUGGAGGUGACAACUCGGGCUGCCAGGUGGUGUCCGGAGUGUUCAAGCACGCCUUCACCAGCCUGGGCUACCACCGCGUGGUAGAGAUUCCCCAGGGAGCCACCAAAAUUAACAUCACAGAGAUGCACAAGAGCAACAACUAUUUAGCCUUGCGAAGUCGCUCGGGCCGCUCCAUCAUCAACGGGAACUGGGCCAUCGACCGCCCGGGGAAGUACGAGGGCGGAGGGACCAUGUUCACCUACAAGCGGCCCAACGAGAUCUCCAGCACGGCCGGGGAGUCCUUUCUGGCUGAAGGCCCCACCAACGAGAUCCUGGAUGUCUAUAUGAUACACCAGCAGCCCAACCCAGGAGUCCACUACGAGUACGUGAUCAUGGGCCACAACGCCAUCAGCCCACAGGUGCCACCCCACAGGAGACCAGGAGAACCUUUCAAUGGGCAGUUGGAAGCGGAAGGUAGAGGCCAGGAGGACAGAGAAGACAGGGAGAAGAGCCAGGAGAAGGAAGACCCACAUGGCGAGGCCCCUGAGGUGUUCACAUCAGAAUCCACACAGACCUUCCCAGUGAGGCAUCCCGACAGAUUCCCCUCCCACCGACCAGACAACCUGGUACCCCCAGCUCCGCAGCCCCCCAGGCGAAGCCGGGACCACAACUGGAAGCAGCUGGGGACAACAGAAUGCUCCACCACCUGUGGGAAAGGAUCGCAGUACCCUGUCUUCCGCUGUGUGCACAGAAACACCCACGAGGAGGUUCCCGACAGCUACUGCGACCCCAGCAUGAAGCCGACCCCGGAGGAGGAGCCCUGCAGCCUGUUCCCCUGCCCAGCCUUCUGGGACAUCGGGGAGUGGUCCGAGUGCAGCAAAACCUGUGGCCUGGGCAUGCAGCACCGCCAGGUCCUGUGCCGCCAGGUGUAUGCCAACCGCAGCCUGGCCGUGCAGCCCUACCGCUGCCAGCACCUGGAGAAGCCAGAGACCACCAGCACCUGCCAGCUCAAGAUCUGCAGCGAGUGGCAGAUUCGGACCGACUGGACUUCGUGCUCAGUGCCCUGCGGGGUGGGGCAGCGGAAGCGAGAUGUCAAGUGUGUGAGCAACAUCGGGGACGUGGUGGACGACGAGGAGUGCAACAUGAAGCUCCGGCCGAACGACAUCGAGAACUGCGACAUGGGGCCCUGUGCCAAGAGCUGGUUCCUCACAGAAUGGAGCGAGAGGUGCUCGGCGGAGUGUGGGGCCGGAGUGAGGACUCGUUCUGUGGUGUGCAUGACCAACCUUGUCAGCAGCCUGCCUCUGGAAGGCUGCGGCAACAACCGGCCAGCAGAGACUACGCCGUGUGACAACGGGCCCUGCACAGGCAGGGUGGAGUGGUUCACUGGCGGCUGGAGUCAGUGCUCUGUUGAGUGUGGCAGUGGGACACAGCAGAGGGAGGUGAUCUGUGUUAGGAAGAAUGCAGACACCUUUGAAGUGCUAGACCCUUCUGAGUGUUCCUUCCUGGAGAAGCCCCCAAGCCAGCAAGCCUGCCACCUCCAGCCCUGCGGAGCUAAAUGGUUCAGCACAGAGUGGAGCAUGUGCUCCAAGAGCUGCCAAGGCGGGUUCCGCGUGCGGGAAGCGCGGUGCCUGUCGGACGACGCCACCCCGGGGAGCCUGUGCGACCCCCGCUUGAAGCCAGAGGAGAGAGAAUCCUGUAAUCCGCAGGACUGCAUCCCUGAAGUUGAUGAGAACUGCAAGGACAAGUACUACAACUGCAACGUGGUGGUCCAGGCGCGCCUCUGCGUCUACAGCUACUACAAGACGGCCUGCUGCGCCUCCUGCGCCCGAGUGGCCGGCAGACACUCGGGCUUCCUGGGGAGCCGGUAACACCGCCCUCCACACGGUGCCCCGGGGCUUAGAAAGCCACAGCAGCCCUUUGAGCAUAGCUCCAUCCUCCCUUCCUCAAGACCUGGUGCCUGCUCUCGGCGCCUCCGGAAAACCAAGCGUGCAGCUCUCAGCCCAGCCUCAGGCUUGCUGGGCCCAGGUCAGCAGCUGGGCCACUGACCACGCACAGCCUCCUUCCAGGUGCUGCCGGCCUGCCCUUUGGAAAGUGGAGAAAGGACAGAACUCAAUCCUACCACACCAACAAGCCUCGCUGAGACCUGUGUGCCCCUGUUACCCCAGCCCCGCUGUGCCAUCGCCAUUCUUAAAGACAACAGACUGUUUCCUGCCUCAGGACAGAGGCAGCGCACAGGAGGGCUUUCAUCUUUAGCAGGUACACACACUCUCAGACAGUAGCGUGCUGGAAGCUGCAGCACCCCAGAAUGGGCUCAGGGGUCAUUACGUGUCCCCACUUUACCAGCAAGGAAACUGAGGCUCAGCUCGGGUACCUGACCUGCCAUUUUGUGGCAGGGCUAAGUGCCUACCCCAGAUGGCUGAGCACAGCCCUCAUCCCACAACACCACCAGUGGCCAGCCCGGCGUCUGUCCAGGGCCUGGGGCUUCCUGUCCAACCAGGAGGCUGAGAAGUUGUGCGUUCUAUGAACACUUCCUCUGUCCCUAAGUGCUGCCUCAACUGAGAUUUUAGUUCUUUCUGGAUGCCUGCACCCCUGUCCCAUUUCCCUCAGACACAGCCCUGAUGAUAGCACCCUGUGAUGUUUGCUAAGGUCCAACUCAACAGAACUGUCCCACAAGACAAGAAAGCCACUAGGAGAGCUGGGCCGUUGCCAGGGAUUCCCUGGGGCGGAGCCAACUCCCAAAUCCCACAGGCUCUUGUUUCACUGUCUUCUGGGUUCUUCACGAUGCGCCCCUAGUGGAAAGGCAAGCCGGUCUUACCAGCAAGUCUCCAUGUUGCAGUAGGAAGGGGCUUACUGGGGCCUUGUGGGUUGACUAACGAGGUUCUGGUCUCCCAGCCCUCUCUUCCACUGUGACUCAUGACUCUUCCCACAAGACUUUGCCAUCAGGAUAAACUUAAGUGCUGGGAGAAGGGGCUAGGAAGCCCUCCCUCCCCGUCUUUGCUGACCCACGUCGUUGCCCUGGCCUGAAGGGACGCGGUAUAUGGAAAGGCAAGCCGUCUCGAGGUGCGUGGGGAGACGAUGAGGGAGAAUAUCCUUUCUUUAAAAUUGUAAAUGUAUAGGAAGUCUCUUCUUUCGGGCCCUGGGCACGUUGCUCUUAAAGCAAGCACAUAUUCCCUGCACAAGCUGCCUCCCGUUGCCUGCACCAGCCUGCAGAGUGAUGAUGCGCAGCUGUGGGGAUAGGGUCUCCUGUCUGACCCGAUGAACUCCGCCAGGAUCCCGCUGGCUGUGGUCUUCCGUGAGUACACUCCCUCCCGGCACCCAUCUCUGUCUGCCUGGGAAGCCAGGCACCACUUCAUCAGCAGUGGCGUCUGUAGGUGCAGACACAGCCCAGCAGAGGCCGCUCUUGCACUGGCAAGCCACCCUUUGGGCAGUUCUGUCCAGUUCCCGCUCUGUCCCUCUUACUGCAGGCCUUGGCUUGUCCCAGCCACUUUUUCUCUUUUUCUUUUUUCCCUUCAUGCAGCGAGUCUCAGACCUUGCUGGACAAACCAGUCAUUUGAAGCAUCGCUUGCGAGGUGUUCGUGUACAUGCCAGAGAGUAAGGCAUGAGCGAUCUGUGGGUUAAGUGAAGGCCGGCGUUAGCUCCAGGGAAGGAAAAUGUUCCAACGACAAAAGCCACCCGGCAGUGGGCUGUCAUGGGGCCCAGAGGACUUCCCUGCACAGAGGGAGCACUCUGCUCCCUCCAGUUCACAAAAUCUCAGGGCUGGGGUGUUGCUGGCUUUGUCCGUCCUGUGUCUCAGAUGUCACCACGCCGUUCUUAGGAACAAUGAUCUUCCUGUAGCAGGUGUAGGUCAGAGCAGACGGGCUAGGUCCGGGUCUUCAGGAAAAUAAAUAAAUAGCAAUAACCAAAAAAAGAAAGAAAAGAAAACACUCCUCUGAGCUCAAUGGAUUUUUUUUUUUUUUUCCGAGGAAAAAGGGCUGUUUCCAGGAGGUCAGUCCCCUUCAGAAGGUGAGAGGCUUCUAGAAUGGGCUCAGCUAGCCUCCUUGUUUCAAAGGCCAGUCUGCAGAUGUCCUGGUUUCUUUCCAUCACUGCAUCCCUAGCACAGUGUAUGCAGGGGGGCCUUGGGCUCCCAGUGACCACCGGGGAUGGCUGCCUGUCCCGCACAUGGUUCCUUAUCCGCCAUCUCCUUCUCAACCCUCUCCACAUUCCCUUCGGCGGUGAUGUGGAAUUGAAAUUUCUGUUUCAAUAUUGAUCCCCCCC
Psammomys obesus (fat sand rat) is the source of this 5869-nucleotide messenger RNA. RefSeq names its product thrombospondin type 1 domain containing 4 (gene Thsd4). The record is from RefSeq and is a predicted model, not a curated record. The transcript has 19 exons. Gene Ontology annotation, cellular component: extracellular matrix. Lineage: Eukaryota; Metazoa; Chordata; Mammalia; Rodentia; Muridae. Gene Ontology annotation, biological process: extracellular matrix organization. Gene Ontology annotation, molecular function: metalloendopeptidase activity. The coding region runs from base 409 to 3483 and encodes 1024 amino acids.